This is a messenger RNA of Heterocephalus glaber (naked mole-rat), 4698 nucleotides long. The record is from RefSeq and is a predicted model, not a curated record. NCBI's taxonomy places the organism in Eukaryota, Metazoa, Chordata, Mammalia, Rodentia, Bathyergidae.
UCGAUCCCCAGUACCAAAAAGUUUUUAAUAAAUUUGUUUGACUAGGUAAGUUGUUUUUUUUUUUUGGUACUGGGGAUCGAACUCGGGUCCUUCCACUUGUGCAGCAGGCAGUGAAACCACUGAGCUAAAUUCCCGGCCUUUGACUAGAUAAGUUUUAAUAGAUUUCUAUACAUGUCACAUACUGCUACCAGGAUCAUCUAUGUUAAUUACACAAACAUUAAGAAAUACAUAUUAAGCAAAAAAUUUAAAUGGCCCCAAAUUCUAUUAAACACUAUAUAUGCAUAAGUAUACAUACAUUUUUAAAAAAUGGAAUUGGUUCCUCUAAGCCAUAUGUUACAAAUAUCCUUUCAUGUAAAUACAUAUAGGUCACCAUUUUAAAUUGUAAAAUAGGCAAAACAACUAUUUUAAAAUUUUUUGAGUGCACAGGUGAGUGGUGUUAGGGAGUGAGUGACUGCACGUGCAAUCCCUGCCAUCCAUCUCUACAACUUUCAUAAUUUCUCAAAUUGAAAUUCUGUACUCGUUAAUAGCAUCUUUUUUUCAUGGUACGGGAGAUCGAACUCAGGAGCUUGUGCUUGCGAGGCAGGCUUCGGCACCACUGAGGUAAGGCCCAAUAGCAUAAUUUUUAAUGGCUGUGGGGUUAUAUAUAAUAGGAUUUCCUUCAGAAAUCUCUUUUUUAGGGCCGGGGAUUUAGCUCAGUGGUUUCUCCGCCUGCUGCGCAAGCGUAAGGACCCGAGUUUGAUCCCCCGUACCAAAAAAAAGAAAAAAAAGAAAUCUCUUUUUCACACGAAAACAGUUAAUUUUAUAUAAACUCAAGUUCUUUGUCUCACGAAACAAUAAAAUCGCAGACCAAGUGUUUAUUGGAAACGAGGGGGAAAAAAUCCCAUCCUGGAUGCCCAUCAUGAGGGGUUUCUGGAAAUGGAAAUGCCCGAUUAUCUUUUUUUGUUUCUUGUGUUUGGCCUUAUAUAGAGAGAAGCAACGUGUGGGAGGCUUCGUAGAGUUUUGGUCAAAAAAAAUUAUUUAGCUGGUUCAAAAGAAAGGAAACCGGGUUACUUUGCAUUUCUGUUUUUCCGAAGUCCAGCCUGGAGGUGAGGGAGGGGGUGUUAGCAUACUCCGCCUAAGGUCUCUAAUGGGAGGAAAGGACCUUAGUCCACACUUUUUGUUUUUGGUACCGGAGAUCGAACUCGGGACCUUGCGUUUGCGAAGCAAGCGGCGGAACCGCUGAGCUAAAUCCCUGGCCCUCCACUCUUUUAACUUGUCUUGUGUUUACUUUUGUGUUUCUAAGCUUAACUAAAAUUACCUUUUAACUCGAGUUGUGUGCUGUUUUCUUUGCAUUUAGCUUUCUAAGUACAGCACCUUAGAUUUCUUUCGCUUUCUACUAUAUCAUUAGAUUUCUUUCAGUUUCUACUAUAAAUAUCCUUUAUCACAAUGCUGCAUCAAGAUCUCUUGUGCAUAUAUUAUUUCCACACAAUUCCUAGAAAUGGGACGAGCUCAGGCCCAUGGAAGGAAUUCGUAUAGACACCAGGUAUGCUGUAGAGAACCCGGCUCUGGACGUCCGCAGUGCGAGUCGCCUUUCCUUUUGCAGUGCCUUCCCCCGUCCCUCGUCCCCAGAGUACUGCGGAGGAUUGAACUCAGUACCUUGCGCUUGCCAGGCAGGAGCGGCGCCGCUGAGGUAAAUUCCCAGCCCCUCCUUUUGCUAUUUGCAGCCUGACGUUGUGCGGCAUUGGAAUGGAACCUAGGUCUCGCACAGGCUCCCCUUAUUUUCCUACUGCUUGGGCUUUUUGUACAGAUUCGGCUUUCUAAGCCAGGUGUGCGGGCCGUCCAGACUCCGGCCACCCGGGCUCCCGGUUCCGACGCUGGUCAUCGUCCUGGCGGGCGGGGCUGAGUCCGCGCGCCACGCUCGGCAAACCACCGCUCUGCAGUCCACUGAGCUCUCACUAUUUCUCUCCAGGUUCCUGGCAGCAGCCACCACCAUACCAGAUCUGCACGCUAGGGCGCUAACAGGCUCCGACGCCAGGGUCAGAUGACCUGAGUUAGCUCAUCUCUGCGCGCCACCGGCCGCUUCCGGUACGCUGGCGCAUGCGCGGGCCGGGCCACCAGGUAGUAUUAUCGAGUUAUUCAUCAAACAUCCAAAUGGAGAUGUCAAGGAAAGUGCACCUUCUUCGAGAGGCUGGGAGUGGAGCUGUACUUCCAGGGUCUGUCAGCAGGUGGAGAUGGAAGUCCUGAGUCUCCUGAUGUCAACCCCAGGAGGUGCUUUCAAACCAGUCCCUGGGACCAAUCAGAACACUGAUUGGCCCCAAUGUUCAGGUGGAGACCUGGCUAGGAGAGGGAAGAUACUCCUGGAAGGAGCCGACACGGAAGAGCAACAUGGAAAGGAGACACCCAGAGAGCGGGCAAGGCCUCACCCACAGAGAAGUUCCCCGCUUAGUCGGGCUGCUGCUCACCAUGGCCCUCAUGAACGCUCUCCUUUACCUCUGCCUCGACCAGUUUUUCAGUUCCCUUCGACACUCCACUGAGGACCCCAAGCCCUGUCCCCAUGGUUACUUCAAAAUGGGACAGAUGAAAAAUUGCUCACCCUGGUUGUCGUGCAAGGAGCUGAGAGCAGAAGUGAGGCAGUUAAAGUGCACUGGGGAAGGAGCUGUGAAGAGAGUGUUUCUGUCAGAAUGGAAAGAACGCAAAGUUGCUCUCUCACACCUCACCAGUCUGAAGAUGAAAGAUGAUUUUCUCCAUGGACUACAGAUGCUGAAAUCUCUACAGAGCAAACACAUUGUCACAUUGCUUGGCUAUUGUGAGGAGGACAACACUCUUCUUACUGAGUAUCACCCCUUAGGUUCCUUGAGCAACCUGGAAGAAAUACUAAAUCUUUCCAAGUACCAAAAUGUGAACACAUGGCAACAUAGGCUGCAACUGGCCAUGGAUUAUAUUGGCAUUAUUAACUACCUGCAUCGCAGCCCCCUGGGCACACUCGUCAUGUGUGACUCUAAUGACCUGCCCAAGACUCUGUCACAGUACCUGCUGACAAGUAACUUCAGCAUUGUGGCAAAUGACUUGGAUGCCUUGCCCUUGGUGAAUCACAGCUCCGGGAUGUUUGUGAAGUGUGGCCACAGGGAGCUUCAUGGGGAUUUUGUGGCUCCAGAGCAGUUAUGGCCCUAUGGGGAGCACAGGCCUUUCCACGAUGACCUCAUGCCCUCUUAUGAUGAGAAGAUAGAUAUCUGGAAAAUCCCAGAUGUCUCCAAUUUCCUUCUGGGGCACAUUGAAGGGAGUGAUAUGGUUCGAUUCCAUUUAUUUGAUAUUCAUAAGGCCUGUAAGAGCCAGAUUCCUGCAGAAAGACCUACUGCUCAAGAUAUUCUGGACACUUACCAGAAGGUUUUUAAUUCACUUGGAGAUACUGUGACAUCCCAGACAAGAGAAAUGCUGUAAAAACCAGUGCAGUCCUUGCAGGAUGGGGUUGAAGGACCAAAUGAAGUCCUAUCAGUCUUGCUGUGGUUGGGGAGGUUUUUGCUUGGGCUUCACAUUUCCUUGUGUUUUGCUCUCAGCUAUGUGGUUUGUACUCUACAUCCACCUGCAUAUUUGUGUGCAGCCUGGGGCAGUUGCAAAGCAAGAGGAGAUCAGGACAGAUUUAAUCUGGCUUUUCCUUUCUGAGGCUAUUUUAUUCCUGGUGAAGAUGCAGAGAAGCAGUAAAUCUACCCAAUAUUUGAAGGAAGUAAUAAAAAUGUAGCUGUAGAGAGACUUCACCUAUCCUAAUAAUUGAAUUUCUAAUAAGCUAAUAAUGUAUAUAGAGAAGUUGUUUUUGUUAAAAAUUUUAUUAGUACAUGUUUGCAGUACAUAAUUAUUACACUCAUCGUGAGGUGUUGGGACCUACAAAUAAGACAUCUUUUUAUAUUCGUUUCCUCUACCUUCCUUUCUUCCUCUCUUGGUUCCAUUCCCAUUUGCAAAUGAUAAAUCUCCCCAUUUCCUAUUAUCUUUUAUUUGCUCUUUAUUUAUACUUUGAGUGUUCCAUAAAAGAGAGACCAUAUAUUUAAGCUAUUGUGUCUGUUUUUUUUCACUUAACAUUAUGCUGUCAAAGUACAUCCAUUUUCCUACAGAUAACUCAAAUUUAUCUUUCUUUUUAUCUUUAUAGCAGAAUAGUAUUUCUUUGUGUACAGCACCACAUUUUCUUUGUCCAUUCAUCUGUUGUGUAGAAGGGUUCUUUUUCCCCACAGCCUCACCAGCAUUUGUUAUUAUUUUAUUUCUUGCCAUUCUUUCUAAAGAUGGAAUCUCUGUUUUUUUUUAAUUUUUUUUUUUUUUUUGUACCAGGGAUCAAACUUGGGUCCUUGUGCUUGCGAGGCAGGCGGCAGAACCACUGAGCUAAAUCCCUGGUCCUGAAUCUCAGUGUUUUAAUUUGCAUUUUUCCAGUGGCCAGUGAUGUUGAACAUUUUUUCAUAUGUUUAUUGGCUAUUUGUGCUUCUGAGAGUUGUGUUUGUUUUUUGAGAUAGAGUCUCACUGUAUAAUCCAGGCUGGCCAUGAACUCAAAGUUCUCCUGCCUUAGCCUCCUAAAUCCUGGGAUUAUAUGUGCUGCUGUGCCUGGCUGAGAGAAGAGUUUUAAAUGGCAGAGAAAUUAUAUCACUAGCCUUGGGUAGUGUUUUGAUAUUCCUAUUUAAUUGGGUUUUCUGUGUCCAUAGUUAAUUGUGAACAAUUUUAAUAAACAAAUACACCUCCUUA